AUGACUGACUGCCAGCCCGGCCCUACUCCAGAAUCGAUAGCAAACAUGACUCCUCCACGCACACCGACCGGUAAGGAGAACGCCGGAUCGAAAUAUCGAUCUCUCACGAAGGCGGCGAAGGGUUUGUAUGCAUCAGUGAGAAAUGCGUAUAGCUCUCCUCGUCGUCGACCGUCGCAUGGUACCUGGAAGGACUCGACCCCGCUGGAUCCAGAUAGGAGCCCCAGUAAGAAGCCAGUGGGAAGGAGGUCAUCUGUUGGAAACCUUCUCAGCCUCUUCUCCAACAGUCAGUCGAGCAACUAUGAGUACCCAGAAACAACCAAGGCAACAAAAGAAAAGUCCGAAGGGUUCGCAGGUCUAUUUGGUCAUGUUGCCAUGAGACGACGUAAGAGCUUUGGCCCCUUUGGCUCCAUUACAUACACGAGACGGGAACCUGUCAGGAAUACAGCUCAGCAUACUGGGGAUUGCAAUGAGGCAAUCUCAAUCCAUGUCACUAAUACCACCACGGCUACGACUGGGCAUACUGGGGAUUGUAACGAGGCGGUUUCAAUCCAUAUCAGGGAGCCCUCCGGAGACCCUGAGCUGCCUGUCGAGAAUUUACCACUUGCGGAUACGACUGAAGCAACCGAGGCAUGCGAUGAAGCAGUUUCGAUCCAUGUUACCGAGCCUUAUGCAGUUUUUGAGUCCAAUGGGCCGGAAGAUAAGGAAAACGCCUACCAGCAGCUGGUUGCGAGCGGCAAUGACGAGAUCAAUAAGGUGCUUUCGAUGCCGGAUUCAAUGCGCCCAAUGCUUCCGCGUCAGAACAGCCGUGCAUCCACACCUGUAAGGUCCCUUCUGGGUGCAGAGCAGAAUCGUCUGUUAUAUCAUUCUGACGCAACCCGCUUUUCCAACUCUGGCGGCGAGGAGAUAGACCCCGUCACUCAUCUUCCUGACGGAUGUUAUGAAGUUCCUGCGCAUACCUCGGAUCCCUCGGCGUGGGAGCAAGCAAAAAGCGCUUUGCGUGAUGCCAUGCCAAUGGUCACUGUUCGCCCAACCAGUCCAACUUCGACUCCUGUCGACAUUGAUCCCGAAUUUAAAAGACGGCAUGCUGAAAGGACCGAAAAGUUGAUAAAGCUUGACCUGGACCCAGGUGUCAGUACAAGCCAAACCAACGAUACCUCUUUCAGUGGUAACAUUCUUCACCUAAGUCGAAACAUAAUCGCGGCCCCAGCUGCUCUGGUCCUGGGUCCAAACCCAGCUGCCAAUUCGAAUUCCACCAGUCUAGGUGUUAGCAUUGAUUCCCGUACAGACGUCUGGAAAGCCAAUACCGACAAGAUCCUAGAAGCCAUCCGGUCAACAGUAGCAAAGAUGACACGAAACUAUCAUGGUUCAGCGCACCAUCGCUCCCUCAUGGACGAAGGCGUUUCCUUCACCGUAACUGAUACGCAUAGCCAACCUACUCCAUCCUACAGUGAGUUUGAGAGAGAUUCAGACGACUUCUGGGACUCGGUCAAGACGGGGGAAGCAAUUAUGCAGCGAACUUUGAAAUCUCAGGACAGUCAAACGUCCCUAUCGGCCCAAUCUGAAGUCUCUUGGUUUGAUCAUGGGUUCCCAGCCGAUAUUUUCAACUUGAGAAGUACAUAUGCUGGAUCAGAUUUCUCGCUUCCGCUCCCUUUGACUCCAGCCAAGAAGAGAUUCAUGUUGGAUGACGACGAGUCAAGUUCCGAAUCCCCCGGGUACCUUGACGUAUUUCGGCACUUUGACAAAGAUCUGUUUUCUUUGCCCGUAGAUUCAAUACUUCAAAAUUCAAUUUUGUUCCGGACACCCCUGGAUCCCUUCGAUCGGGGCCCAGCCCGUAUGGUCCAGAUGUCCCCCAAAAAGGUGGUAGCAUUGCCUUUGAGCAUUGGCGACUCUCCCGGAUCCGAUAAGCUGGUGCGAAGAACCUGUCCAGGCAAUAUCACUCCAUUUAAGCGGGCAGAUAGCGACGAGAUUGAAACCGAGUACAUUGAGGACGCCCAGUUCUUUCCUCCAGGCCCUAGCCAAGUGUCCCUAUCUGAUUCAGUGAAAUUGGUAGAAGAGAUCGUUGAGCACCCUUCUGGAUACCACCUCACCACUGUUCGAAAGCAUUUGAGGAGCUCCAGCCAAGGUUCCCAGUCAAGCACGGACAAUCAGAGUCCUGUGGACAUCUUCCUAGCCCACGGCCAUGCUGUGCCUUAUGUGCCCUGCUCCAGCCGCCAGAUUGCUGGGCUCUCCGCCGGUUCCUCUUCCAUUGGCAAGCGGGACGAUGAGCGCUGGACUGGCGAUACUGACUUUUCCUAG
Molecule: messenger RNA, 2295 nt
Organism: Drepanopeziza brunnea f. sp. 'multigermtubi' MB_m1
Lineage: Eukaryota; Fungi; Ascomycota; Leotiomycetes; Helotiales; Drepanopezizaceae
Source: RefSeq, a predicted model, not a curated record